This is a messenger RNA of Salvelinus fontinalis (brook trout), 5215 nucleotides long. RefSeq names its product ankyrin repeat domain-containing protein SOWAHA-like. The coding region runs from base 1971 to 3683 and encodes 570 amino acids. Gene Ontology annotation, molecular function: protein binding. NCBI's taxonomy places the organism in Eukaryota, Metazoa, Chordata, Actinopteri, Salmoniformes, Salmonidae. The transcript has a single exon. The record is from RefSeq and is a predicted model, not a curated record.
AGGUUGGAAAGUGAUUUAUUUUUUAUUAUAGGCUAAUAGUCAAAGACCUGGCGGAAAAAAAAUAUAUGUUCCAUCCAUCAUUGAUCAAGUAUGCAUUAUUGCGCAUUAUUAUUACUUCGUUACAACAUGUAGGCUAAUAACAGGUGUUUUAUGAACUGACACAAUGAAAAAAACUAUUCUGCUAAAGAAAACCAAGGUGUAAAACUCAGAGAUGGGACCAAGUCACAAUUUUUGCAUGUCCUAAGCAAGUCUCAAGUCUAAAAGGCAGUGCAUCUCAGUGCUAGAGGCGUCACUACAGACCCUGGUUCGAUUCCAGGCUGUAUCACAACCGGACGUGAUUGAGAGUCCCAUAGGGCGGCGGACAAUUGGCCCAGCGUCGUCCGGGUUAAGUAAUAGUCUUUGAAACCCAAUGCAAUGGUUUUUGGGACCGGUGAGGUGGCACUACAGGUCACAGAGUGGUGGGGCAAAUUGUUUUCGCUGGAGUCCGGAGCAUUUCCUAAUCUGGUAGCCUAACCAGGUAUAAAUCAGGACCCUAUAGGGUCUGACAGUGAUUAAUUAGUAGUUGUAAAAAGGUAUUUAUAUGUGCAAUGAUGGGAGUGGGACCAGAUUUAGAUUUUAGUAAUUUAGCAGACUCUUACCUAGAGCAAUUAAGGUGAAGUGCCUUGCUCAAGGGCACAUCGGGAGAUUUUUCACCUAGUCAGCUCGGGGAUUCGAACCAUUGACCACUAGGCUACCUGCCGCCUAGGUAUAAGUUCUAAACAGGUCACAUGGUUGUAAAGAAAUUCUGGAAAAACUCCUGGCCCUAGAGAGGAUGAAACUCCUGUGAAACUGCAGCAACCUUGUAGUCGUUAAUAUGAAUUAUAUUUUACAACUACUUUCCUUUACACAGACACAAACACUGCAAUUUGACAAGAGAACUCACAGGGCAGAGCAAAUGUCAUUAAAAAGUAACUCCCAGUCUAUUUAUGUUUUGGAUUGACAUGUUGGAUUGAAAAGGUCAAGGUAGCCUGAGCCAGCCAGCCCAAGUUUGAAUAUAGCCUAAACCAAAUUUGAUCACAUUCACAUUUUCUCCUAAAACAAAUAAACGGACUAUAAAUAGGCUACAUAACAUGACCACUUCGUUUACCCUGCGGGCUGUGGUUGUUAUAAUUAGCCUAGUUGAUCAGACUGAGAAAUCGUUUUCUUCCCAUACAGUUUAGGUGUAGGCUGCUGCAACAUUUCUGUAAAUAGUCAUGUAUUGUGUUUGUCGUGAGUGAUGUGUUAUCACGUUUGCUAAAUAAAUACUGGAGGACAGUGGAGCUGAGCACCUUUUGUGCCCGGCCUGCGCAACCUGUGAUUUCCGCGAAUCUGAUUGGUUAAAACACAGAACAGAACGCACAGAAUCUGCAGCACUCCCAUAUGAAGGACAGAUAGGUUUACAUAGUGCGCGAGGUGACAAAUCAAGUCUCUCGCGUCAUACAGUUCAAGUCCAAGUUAAGUCACGAGUCAUAGAUGCUCAAAUCGAAGUCGAGUGGCAAGUGUUUUUUUUCUUCUCGCAAAUUCGAGUCGCAAAAUGUGCAACUCUAGUGGUACGUGUCCAAGUCACGUGACUCGAGUCCACAUAUCUGGCAAAAUUAGACCAGACUAGACUAGGAUAGAAUGGAAUAGAAUAGAUCCUCUAUACCGGGAAAGAAAAGCGGAUGAUAUUGAAACGUGAACGCGCAUAUGACGCGCACCAGCCUGGCACGUUUGGCAUGCACCGCAAAUCCGCAAUCUCCCAACCCAAUCUUGCGUUCAUGCCAAGAAGAUAAUUUCUCAGUAAAUGUAUUUAACUAGACACCGGAAACAGCAGGUAGUGGUGGUGGGACCCUCAACGCGAGGGGCAUCAAUCCUCAUAGAAGAAGACGGGCGGGACAGUCGGGGUGUGGAGAGUUUCAGAACAACAAGUUAACAUUUCUCCUCUAUCUAGGCAGAGGUGAACAUUGAAAAAUAUGGCUUUGACUCAAGAAACUAUUUUGACUUUUUUGUUGGAGCACGGGGGCAAAGUGAAGAAUUCGGAUUUGCUGAAUAAUUUUAAACCUCAGAUCAAUUGCAGUGAUCCCGCGGAAAAGAAGCACAAUAGGGAUAUAUUCAAGACAAUUAUAAACAGCGUUGCGGUCGUCAAACAGAUCGAUGAUGUCAAGUUUGUCGUUGUAAAGAAAAGGUUUCACGACUUUGUGAAAGAGGGAAUGCAUUCAACCACUGAGAAGUCGGACUUGGACGAGAGCAUUUGCAGUCAAAACACGUCGUUCUCACCCAGUUCUUCAGAACACAGUGAAACUUCAGCCAUUUCCAAAUCUGGUAGGAUACUGAACUCUGACAUUGAAAAUAACAAUUCAUGUUGUGUUUCAAGCAUACAUGGAAAUUGUUUCAACGAUAUUGUAAAACAUAUGCCUCUGCAUAUAAAUGAAUUGGGAGGAAGACCUAAUGUGCACCCAGAAGGUUAUGGGGGUGCAGUUAGGUCAAGUAACCUUAUCAAAAAUACUUAUCAAGAAACACCCACAAUCAAGAUACUGAAUGUUUCAGCUGAUCAAGGGAUCAGAAAAACUGGGAAAAUUACUGGCCCUGUGUUUGCUAUAGUGGCAGUGAAAUCUCCACCACAAUCACAGAGAGAAGAUCUGACGAGGCAGGAUGGAUUUAAUAACAAAGUGUCUGUGGGACCAAAAACUUCUGAGAUUCCAAGCAUGUUGGCAAAGAGACUUCCCACUCCUCUACCACCAGAGGCAGCCGUGACUCCUAAACCCCCAGGCAGAGUGAGCUCAGAGUGGGGUACGGGCACCUACACCUCCCCUGGGGCUAAAAUCAGACAUCCAGAGCUAGGAGUAGCACCACAAACAUCUGGCUCUCCACAGCUGAGGAGAACCCAAAACAAGCACCUGAAACAAGGGGACAAUGUCAAGGAUGUCAAUAAGUACUCUGAGUCUCAGUCUCCACAGCUGAAGAGAACCCCAAACAAGCUCCUGAAACAGGGCAACGACACCACCAAUGAUCUCACCACGGCGGCCAAUAAGGUUACCACUAAAGAUGCCAAUAAGUACUCUGAUCAAUCUAUCCCUUUGGAAGCUGCAGCUCAUGAGUGGCUGGUGAAGUCUGCUGCCGGUCUCUGGGGACAUAUCUACAGGCUCCUGUUACAGGACCCGCAGCUUGCCGAGAAGAAAGAUUUCAUCUCGGGUUUCACUGCCCUCCACUGGGCGGCCAAGGGCGGCAAUACAGACAUGGUCCGCAAUAUCCUGGACAUCUGCAGGAAGAGAGGCACGGAGGUGGACGUCAACAGCAGAACACAGGCGGGUUAUACUCCUCUACACAUCGCUGUCAUACACGGACAUGAUGGAGUCAUAACCUUGCUGGUGAGAGACUACGGCGCCAGUGUGAAUAUAAGGGAUAAUGAUGGGAAGAAGUCGUACCACUACCUGGAGAAAGGUGUGUCAUCUGAGCUCAGGGAACUGCUAGGGGACCCACGGGUAUCCCAACAGGACAGGUGUCAGGACAAGCAAGAGGAUGAGGAGGACAGGGAGCUACCCAGGGGACUGAAUACACUGAGCAGACUGAUGGGACACAGGAAGAGAAACAAAAACCACGCUGGUGAAGACACAGAGGAUGACAGAAAGGAUGGGCCACAGCCGUACCAUCGCAGACACUUCUCAGACAUGUUCUAUCAUCAUUGAAUGUUCAACAUUUGAACAGAUAAUCUAUUUAAACCCUCUUGAGACUGUAUUACAAUAUUUGAUCAAGCCUCAAUGUGAAUGUUGAGUAUUUCACUAAGCUAACUGAACAAGCACUAGUAUAAGCCAUGUACUGAUGGUAACACAAUCUACUUUUCAGGUAUUAAUAUUGUACCUGUCUUGAUUUAGUGGUGAGACAUAUGUAUAGCUAUAUAAGGAUUUCUAAGCUCUUAGGAAAGUUAUUGACUGUAAUGUGUUGAAGUAAGUUUUUAUAUAUAUACUGACCCAAGUUAUUUUAUAAAGUUGCAUAACAAAUACCAUUUGUGUUUUCUAUGUUUCACACUCUCUGUCUGCACUGCAGGGGUGUAGUCCUGUACCUGCAGCAUGGAAACAACCUGUCAUUUCAUUGAUUCAGCCGAACUAUAGAUAGACAUACGUCAACAAACCACACCUUGGCAACAACCGAGUGGACAGAAACACCUUCGUGUUCUCCAUUAACAGUGAUGCCAUGGUGUUGAUGCCAUGGUGUUGAUGCCAUCAUGAAUGAUGCCAUGGUGUUGAUGCCAUGGUGUUGAUGCCAUGGUGUUGAUGCCAUGGUGUUGAUGCCAUGGUGUUGAUGCCAUGGUGUUGAUGCCAUGGUGUUGAUGCCAUGGUGUUGAUGCCAUGGUGUUGAUGCCAUGGUGUUGAUGCCAUCAUGAAUAAUGCCAUGGUGUUGAUGCCAUCAUGAACGAUGCCAUGGUGUUGAUGCCAUGGUGUUGAUGCCAUGGUGUUGAUGCCAUAGUGUUGAUGCCAUAGUGUUGAUGCCAUCAUGAAUGAUGCCAUAGUGUUGAUGCCAUCAUGAAUGAUGCCAUGGUGUUGAUGCCAUGGUGUUGAUGCCAUCAUGAACGAUGCCAUGGUGUUGAUGCCAUGGUGUUGAUGCCAUGGUGUUGAUGCCAUAGUGUUGAUGCCAUCAUGAAUGAUGCCAUGGUGUUGAUGCCAUAGUGUUGAUGCCAUCAUGAAUGAUGCCAUGGUGUUGAUGCCAUCAUGAAUGAUGCCAUGGUGUUGAUGCCAUCAUGAAUGAUGCCAUGGUGUUGAUGCCAUGGUGUUGAUGCCAUGGUGUUGAUGCCAUGGUGUUGAUGCCAUCAUGAAUGAUGCCAUGGUGUUGAUGCCAUGGUGUUGAUGCCAUGGUGUUGAUGCCAUGGUGUUGAUGCCAUGGUGUUGAUUCCACUUUGUUUAUUUUCACAUAUUUCUUCCUCUGCUUUAAUCAAUCUUGUUUGUCAGGAAUGUGUCAAAGUAAAACACAUUAUUGGGAUGUGCCUGUCUGUUCUCGUAACACUAAGAACAGAGCAUUACAUUUGGGGCGGCAGGUAGCCUAGUGGUUAGAGCGUUGGGCCAGUAACCGAAAGGUUGCUAGCUCGAAUCUUUGAGCUGACAAGGUAAAAAUCUGUCGUUCUACCCCUGAACAAGACAGUUUAACCCACUGUUCCUAUGCCGUCAUUGUAAAUAGGAAUUUGUUCUUAACUGACAUUCCUAGUUAAAUAAAAAUUUACAAAAUA